Triticum turgidum subsp. durum (durum wheat) is the source of this 264-nucleotide messenger RNA. NCBI's taxonomy places the organism in Eukaryota, Viridiplantae, Streptophyta, Magnoliopsida, Poales, Poaceae. The record is from the annotation of a GenBank genome assembly.
AUGGCGGAAGUGCGACAACAGGUUCCUGGUGGCGUGGGCGGCGCCCAGCGCCCCCGUGCUGGUAGGUCGGUGGGGGCGGCGGCGCCUUGGGUAGGACACCCGGUGGGAGGAGGCGCGCUGGGCGGCGAGAUCCAGGGAGGAGGAGGGUGGCGGCGCGAUCCAGGGAGGAGGGCGGCGGCGGUCAGGGAAGGGGAUCGGGGUAGCGGCUGUGGUGGGGUGGGCUUUUCUAUAAAAAUCGGUCCGGUGGGCUUUUCGGGAUCUUAG